AUGAUUACUCUUAAAAUAUUGUUGAUGUACUGUAUGCUGGGGAUUGGUUGUUAUACACAGAAUGUAACGUGAGUUGUUUGUCUUAAGAUUUUCAGCAAAGUUUUUAUGAAAGUUGUUCAUGAUAACAAAGUUUAUUACUACGAUAUUAGUCUUUACAUCAAAUUUCCGGACAACAAAACCUCUCUAUAACGAACAAAUUCUGCCAUUUUAAAGCCUUCUUAAAAGAGUCAAUGUUUGGAUAAAAUGAGCUUCUCUACAACGAGGCCUUCCAUAACGACAAAACUUUUGGCCAGGGAUUUUAUCAGUCUGUCGGGAAAAUAAUGAGCACUCUGUCGCACCAAAAAAAAAGAAGAUUUUUUCGCAUUGCAACCGAAAAAAUGAAUUGUGUCGCAGCAAAAUCAAAUUGCUUUUCACUUCAGCGACGCGAUCGGCGUAGCGACAUUGUGCUCAUUAUUUUCCCGACAGAUUGACAUAGAGAUUUUACUGUCAUUUCUUGCUCCAUUUAAUCGAAAUUGCUCUUACUUUACCUUCAGCAACCACAUACAGCAAUCCUCAAACAGUCAUGUCAGUGAGCCAGGGCAUGUAAUGCAGCACAGUUCAAUGUCAAUGUCGCACAGUCAACACAGCAGCUCGGGCGAUGGCCGAGGAUUUGAUCCCAAGCUGAAGGCUCAACUCGAUAAACAACACGCGGACAUACUCAAACAAGCCAGAAUGUCGAUGAAUAUUCCGCACUCAGAGAUCGAGGAUUUCUUGAGGAAAAAGUCUGUUGAGGCCAAAAGAAGAGUUGAUGAUCAUAUGAAAAGGCUGGAGAAGAAUUUCAAAGCAACCCAGAAAGCGAUGGAAAAACAAAUGGCAAACCUCGCUGGAUUAACACAUGGCAUGGAUCAUUUUCGUUUGUAG
Messenger RNA from Bursaphelenchus xylophilus (pine wood nematode), 900 nucleotides. The record is from the annotation of a GenBank genome assembly. NCBI's taxonomy places the organism in Eukaryota, Metazoa, Nematoda, Chromadorea, Rhabditida, Aphelenchoididae.